Messenger RNA from Oncorhynchus mykiss (rainbow trout), 4309 nucleotides. Lineage: Eukaryota; Metazoa; Chordata; Actinopteri; Salmoniformes; Salmonidae. The record is from RefSeq and is a predicted model, not a curated record.
GAUGGGAUGUAUAAUCAUUAUGGACAGUAACGUUUUGUAUACGUUGUGUAUACAGUGUGUAUCUGAAGAAUACGUGGAUAUAAUAGUAUAUGUAACGUUACAGCAAUAGUUGAAUAGGAUGGCCUUGACUAUAAUACAGUGUAUAUUCAUGUGAAACGGGUACAACGGUAUGUAAACAUUAUUACAUUGACCAGUGGUCCAUGUACAAAGGCCUGCAGCCACUACGGUGCAGGGUUGAUUAACCGGCUAAUGACAAGAUUAGCUAAACAAACAUUUUCGUUUUAGCCAGAGUUAUAGUUAUUCCAGGGAGGGAAAAAAGAGCCCAUUUGCCGUGACAUUGUGUAUCGCAAUGCCGUGACCCGGAUUCGAACCGGGGUUGCUGCGGCCACAACGCAGAGUACUAACCACUAUACGAUCACGGCGAGCUACCAGGGCUGUGCGCUAAGAAGGAGGAGAAAUCAAUUUAACUGAAGCCUGCAGUGACGUGGACAAGCGCAACCAUUUCAUUUGCAUGCACGUAUUCACAUUGAUAAUUGUCCAAGCCGUUGUAAUAUUUUCACUCAAUGUAAUUGAUUUAGUUUUUAGAUAUAUAUAAUCUGCUACUAUGCAAACAGUAUAGUUUAUUUGCAUAGCUAACGUUAGCUAGUACUAGCGAAAUAUAUAUUUCCAUUUUAUUUGUUUAUUUUAUCCCUAUUUUAUCAUGGAGUCAUAGUGAGACCAAUAUCUAUUUCACAGAUUAGCGCUAAAUUACAGAAAUACCCAACACACAUCAGAAUACAAAUGAAACGCAACCAGAAAGAAAAACAUGCUCAUAAAUGAACAUAUUCAUCAGUAAUAAGGUCCGCUUUCUGAAUUGACCUACCAAAACAUCCAAUUGAAGAACCAUUAACAACUAAAAGGAGUUUUACUUAACUCAAUAGAGACUGAAGGAAUUUCCAAUUAAACAUCCCUGAGACCGGGGUGUGGUUUUACAUGCAGCCUGGUUGAGAACCAGUUGAAGAAAGCCUCUGAAUUAGCAGAGGAUACUCCAGAGCUGUGAUAAUGAAUGGAAAACUCAUCCCCCAUACUCCACUGGCUGUGGACUUCUGGCAGGUCAGGAAGUGUCCGCAUGUCCGCCUGUUCUUCCUGUCCCAUAUGCACAGUGACCAUACCGUGAGCCUGACCUCGACCUGGGCCAACAGACCAAUCUACUGUUCACCGGUUACUGCCACGCUGCUCAAACUCAAACUACAGGUCAGAGAGAGAUGGAUCCAUCCUCUAGAGGUGGGCGAACCCAACAUGUUGCCUCUGGAUGAUAUAGGCAAGGAGAGGUUGACCGUCACUCUCAUGGAUGCUAACCACUGUCCAGGGGCGGUCAUGUUCCUGUUCCAAGGAUACUUUGGCACCAUACUGUAUACUGGAGAUUUUCGCUACACUCCGUCCAUGCUGCGUGAGCCGUGUCUAAGGACCAACACCACUAUAGAUGUCCUGUACCUGGACAACACUAACUGUGACCCCACACGCACCCUGCCCUCCAGACAACGAGCCACUCAGCAGAUCAAAGAGAUCAUCCGUAGCCAGCCCAAGCACAAUGUUGUCAUUGGCCUCUAUAGUCUGGGUAAGGAGUCUCUAUUGGUACAGCUGGCCAUGGAGUUUAAGACCUGGAUUGAAGUGUCCAUCGAGAGACUAAAGACUCUCCAAGCCCUGGAGCUACCAGAUGUCUUCACCACUGAGCCAGGAGCGGGUCGGAUCAGGGCUGUGGACCAGUCAGAGAUCCGCUCCAGCAACCUCCUCCGUUGGAACAGGGAACACCCCACCCUGGCCAUCCUGCCCACCAGCAGACCCCUGGUCUCCUUCCACCCUAAUGUCCAUGUGGUGCCUUACUCUGACCAUUCCUCCUACCAGGAACUGGAGGACUUUGUCUCGGCCCUGCAGCCCACCUCCCUGGUCCCCAUCGUGGGCAGGCUUACCUCUGGCAUCCCCUCCUUCUCUGCCCUGCUGCCUAGGAGAAAACACCACGAAGUUCUGGUUCCCGAGUCAGUCCGGCACUAUAUGAAGGGCCGGCCUGAGUUGCAGGUUCAAGACCCUGGUCAGUCCAGCUUCCUGGGUUACAGUAACCUGCUGCGGAGGCCUAUCCGACCCCCUCCACCCAGAGGGGUGGUGUUUGAGUCCCCCGCUAAGGCCCCCUCCAGGCCUGGGUCGGUGGUGGACGAAGCCUGGGAGACAGGGUCCAUGGAGCAUCCUCAUCAGGAGGAAGAGAUGGACACAGAGAUGGAUGCAGAUAAAGAUGGAGAAGAUUCAGACUGUAUACUGAUGGAUCUGAGUAAAGAACACAGCCCUACCACAGACAUAGGGCCCAGCUCCAACCCCAACCCUAACCCCAGCCUGACCGGAGACCCUAACCCCAGCCUGACCGGAGACCCCAACCCCAGCCUGACCAGAGACCCCAGCCUGACCAGAGUCCCCAACCCCAGCCUCAGCAGAGCCCCAUGGAGCCUGAAUCUGGUCCACAGGGUCUCAGAGAACCUGGAUUUGGAGGAGAGUGUCCCUUUCAGUCUAUUCACCCAGAGUAACUUUACACUCAUGGAGGUCCUGAGAAACACUGCCAUUUCACUGAGACCCAGAGCUGUGAGAGAGGAGACCCAUCCUCAGCAUUUGCCUCGUGACAAUGACAAUAUGGCCGCCGAAAACUGUAACUUCAACGCAGUAUCAGUUAACAUAACCAGUUCCCACAAUGGACAGCCAGACCAGGAGAUAGAAUGCCUUCCAUUACCGCUUCUUAGCCUGAGCCCCUGUUCCAGUGACAGUACCUGUGUGAACACUAGUGACACCACUGACACACAUACACAACCUGAACCUCCAGAAGACUGUGAGAUGUCUCUUCUGCUGUCCCUCCCUUUCUCCGAGGAGGACGUGUCUGUCUCUGGUUGCUAUAGGAACACUCUUCUUGACCGGAGUUUUUUGGAAAAGUUCAGCCUCUCUCCUUCAGAUUUGAAGUAGGGUGAAGUUGCCCAAGCCUAGACACUGAUCUCGGGUCAGUUUUUCGAUUUUCCUCCACUAACGGUUAAGGGUAGGAUUGGGAGAGGUGAAGCUGAUCCUAGAUCUGUACCUAUGGGGAGCCUUCCAGUGAGGGAAUAGCAGUCUUCAGUUCCACUCUGCUGUGGAGAGGUACCUUAGCUGCUGACGCGAGACAAUGUGAAUACUAACGUGUCAACGGUCUUUCCUCCACAUUCCUUAAGAAGACUUGUACUGUUUUUUUAAAUUUUUUUUUUUUGCUAUGUCAGAUGGAGAUUUUCCAUUUAAGUUUGUUUUUUUGGUUCAGGACUAGGCUUAAUCUGUGUCUGGGGAAACUGGCCCGUUAUGUUGACUUUAAGAAGUGCGUAUUUCACUGUGUCAUUUAAUUUCUGACAUGAUUGGUGUUUAUACAGGUGCAGUAUUUACUCAGCUCUCACCUACUCUAUGUUAUGGCUAGGUUGUAGGUUGCAUGGAUUCAUUUCAUUCCCCGUAAUGUGCCACAGUGAUUGAACCAUGUUUUUAAGGAUUCAUUUCCCGUAAACCAUGUUUUUAAGGAUUCAUUUCCCGUAAUGUUCCACAGUGAUUGAACCAUGUUAUUAAGGAUUAAUUUCCCGUAAUGUUCCACAGUGAUUGAACCAUGUUUUUAAGGAUUAAUUUCCCGUAAUGUUCCACAGUGAUUGAACCAUGUUUUUAAGGAUUAAUUUCCCGUAAUGUUCCACAGUGAUUGAACCAUGUUAUUAAGGAUUAAUUUCCCGUAAUGUGCCACAGUGAUUGAACCAUGUUUUUAAGGAUUAAUUUCCCGUAAUGUUCCACAGUGAUUGAACCAUGUUUUUCAUGUGACUCAUUGGUGAAAGGCUUCAUCCUGUAGCCGAUGUAUUCUAUGCCUUUUAACCCAUCUCACAGUUGAUUAUAUAUAUAUAAUAUACACUGAGUAUACCCAAACGUUAGGAACACCUUCCCCCUUGACUGGUGUCAAGCUCCCUGCCAUUCAGGACCUAUAUGUCAGACAGAGGAAAGCCCGAAAACCUGCCAAAGACUCCAGCGACCAAAGCCUUAGACUGUUCAUUCUGGUACCGCCCAGCAAACGGUCCUGGUGCAUCGGCUCCCAUAACAACAGGCGCUGAGACAGCUUCUACCCCCAAGCCAUUAGACUGCUAAAUAGUUAAUUAAAUGGUUACCCAGACUAUCUGCACGGACCUUAUCUUGUACUGAUUCUAUGCACACUCACAACACUAUACACUGAGUGUACAAAACAUUAGGAACACCUUCCUAAUAUUGAGUUGUAACCCCUUUUGCCCUCAGAACAGCCUCAAUU